AUGGGCAGUCUGGGCAUGGCUGAACAGGCUUUGGUUGAGAAGGCGUUGAAUGCUGGGCAACAAGUCAUGGCGCAUCAGAGCCUGCUCCUUGAUGAGAACUGGCGGCUGAUUGAGCAGAAUUUAGAGAAACAAGUUCGUACGUCGACAGUAUCGCGCAAGGUGGGCAUGGCGAAGGUGAUGAGUCACGAGGAUAUUGUACAUGCGGGAGUUUCGCAGACUCAAGAAACUGCCAGAUCGCCGACGGAAAUGGUGAAAAAGGGAUUGAGAGGUUCCCAAGGAACCAAAAAGUCAAGAACAGGCAAGGCUUCGACGCGUGCGAUUACACGAACAGGAAUUCAAGAGUCGCUGAAGUGGACCGAGCUCGACAUGAGAUAG
Molecule: messenger RNA, 375 nt
Organism: Cyphellophora attinorum
Lineage: Eukaryota; Fungi; Ascomycota; Eurotiomycetes; Chaetothyriales; Cyphellophoraceae
Exons: 1
Coding region: 1-375 (124 amino acids)
Source: RefSeq, a predicted model, not a curated record